This is a messenger RNA of Dermacentor albipictus, 3830 nucleotides long. RefSeq lists its product as uncharacterized. Gene Ontology annotation, biological process: sensory perception of taste. Gene Ontology annotation, cellular component: membrane. The record is from RefSeq and is a predicted model, not a curated record. Lineage: Eukaryota; Metazoa; Arthropoda; Arachnida; Ixodida; Ixodidae.
CUGAGUGCUUAAUGAUGAGGUACAGCGCUGUUUCUGCCAUCUACGCUACGUCCGAUCUUUUAUUAUGUUUUUUUGCAGCUUCAUCCCCUUCAAUUCGUAACUUUUCUUAAUCGACUCAUUCUCAAAGAAUAAAAUUGGCAAUGAAACUUUGUCAACAACAGAAUUUGAAGCCGCUGAAUACAUAAAGUGACCAGCGUAACCAGCUGGAGACAUGAAAACGCUUCGAUCGCGAUAUGCUGCAGGAAACGGGCACGAUCGAUUGCGUUCACUGGCGUUGAUGGCUGCCCGCAACGGCCUUAAUGACGUUGUCUGUCGCUAUUGGCGCUAAGAACAUUAGCAUUGACAUUGGCCUCGACGCGCUGCGCAGAUCAUAGCGUGCAUUAUUAAAGGAGCAGCUGCUGCACUCAUAGCUCAUCAUUCACACUGCACUCAUUCGCCUCACCUGGGCCACGACACACGUCAUUCUAUGAAUACGUGCACAAUAUUUCGAUCAGGGUGCAGGUGUAGAACGUCAACAUGGCCCGUGCACGGAAGAGGGAUUCGCUCGUACCCGUUUGCGACGUCAAGCACACAGCGAUCCUUUAGUAAGGACAGUGUUACACGAGCGAUGGAUUCCAGUAAGGCUCGUCGCUGUAUUGUAUCGAGAGAACCAUCAUUCACUAAAACCGCAGUUGUGCGCUUCUCAAGAAACUGAACUCGUCGUUGCAUGUCGUAUAUACUUUCGUUUCCGGCAAGACGUCCACCGAGCGAGGGACAGCUCUGGCUCCAAGGUGUCCUGGUAGCUGCAGUCAUGACGGCGAACACGACCUAAUGCUCUUCUGCGACGUUCCGACUACGUUUUCGUGUUGUCAUAAUAGGGCCGAUCGUAAAACCACACAAUGACAUCCUUCAUGAUGCGACACUUCAAACCGUAUUGCUGGAUCUGCUUAGUUUCUGGACUUGUGAUUUUCCAAAGACUUCGAGCAACACAACAACAUCAGACGAACAUGAUUUGGAAAGCCUUCCCCCUAUUUUACGCCUUCAUCUGCUUUGUUCUACUUAUAUUGUCUACUGUGUUCUUUUUUUAUCAGAUGACUGUAGCAUUCUUGAUCAGCGUUCAGGUUUUCACCAGGUGGCUCUACAUUGUCGUUUUCACUGUCGUUGGUUUCAAAGUUCUGCUGAACCUUCUCUGCAUUGCCCUCCAGUCGCGCCACCUCUUCGAUUUCUUCAAAGAGUCGGCCAGGUACGAAACCUCGGUAAAUUUUGUACCACCAGAGUGCUGCCGGCAAACGAAAACCACCUAUUUCAUACGACUUAUGCAUUGCCUUGCAUUUGUAGGAAAUUUGUGCCUUAGCGACUACCUCCUUUGUGGCUUCCUCGACUACCUCGAAUAUAGCGGGACCCAAGGCGUCGUCCUCAAGGUAUCCUGCAUCGCCGGUGACUUCAUCUUCUACGUGUACCAAAUGGUUGACUUCGUUGUUCUUAGACCGUGCCUAGAAGUGCUGCUGCUGUACAUUCGGCAGCAGCACGAGGUUGUUCGCUGCAUGAUCGACGGCGGCGGCAGCUUGGUUUUCGUCAACCGAGCUAUGAAAGUCGAAGAGGUUAGGAUGAACCUUUGUGCUAUAGCGCUGCUCAAGACGCAGCUGAACGGCAUUUGGCGGUGGUCCAUAACGGUCUCCGGUGGAGCCGUCCUGUUUUUUGCCUGUAGCUGCACUUAUACGGCGUUCGUAGAGGGGCUUUCAACGCUUCAGUCUAUAAUCUGCCUACUCUACAGUGUUUUGUUGGCUCUGAAAGUUCUGGACAUUACCGGAUUGAGUCAGGAAAUGGUCAACGAAUUGCGAAGCAUGCGGCAAACUCUUCAGAGCGCUCCAACCGGCCAGCAAAACGGAGCAUAUUUUACUCAGAUAAGCUAUCUGCGAGAUACCAUAAAGCCUAAGGAGAUGGCUGUAUCUGGAUGUGGCUUCUUUUCGUUAAAUCUGCCAUUGAUUGUUUCGCUCGCCGGGUCAGCCAUCACCUACACUGUCAUUCUAGUGCAAACAAGCGAAAGUGUGAAGACAACAGCCAAGUAAAAACAACGAAUUGAGCCCUGUUUCAUGCCGCAGAGAAAGACCGUGAAACGCCAGCGCAGGUCAAAUAAACGUGCGAGUGGCCAUUUUCACGUUGACGUAAAUGAAAAGCACCAGGCCAAAAACGCAGUACAUUACCUUGGUUGCGGCACUGUAAUCAAGACCGGGUUUGCAGUAGGAGACGGGAGCUUUGCACUUGCAAGCCUGUACAAGUUCAUGCCAAAUGGUAAGCGUCUGUUUCCGUCACGGGAAGGAGACAGUUUGGACAUGUUGCAACCAGCGGAAUGUUUCAAGGACCUCUGCGUACAUUACAACAAAUACUGUCUCAAUUUAUAUGCAGCACAGGUCUCAUACAGCACACAUAUACUACAUACCCAACCCUAUGUCUUCUUAGGGCAAAUCUACGUGGCAAAAAAACAUGCGUUUGUAACGUCACGUUUGCAACACCAUAGAUAAAUUCUUGCGUGUUAUGCAAUAAAACAAAACGUACAACCUAAGAUGUAGAUUAGGUGUAUUAACGCGUCCAUAUUGUACGAGGGAAACACUAUAUGCAUCAAGACACUACACUAUUGAUGAAAUGAGAGUCCCAGAACAAAAAGAGUGUGGAGAACGUAGAAUGCUCCCCUCUAACUGUAUUAACUUUGAAAAGAGUCAUGGCAAAGUCAUGUGGUUAAAGAACAAGCUAAAAUUUGGCACGUGGCUUCACGGACGAAGGGGGAGGGGAGCGCUUAGAUGCAGAGCAAAAAAGUUUCUCAACAUCUUGAUUGCUGUAGAAGUCAACGUUAUGCGUAUAUUAUACAGGUAGCUUGCUAAGCGAGGCUGCUGUUGCUUUACGGCAUUGUGAAAUCGAAACAGGUGAAAAAACGCUUUUGAAUAGAAGGCCAGCACUAAAGCUACAGAGGGGCUCUAAGUAACCACGUGAGCUACCUGGUGCAGCGGAGCUACCCAGUGGAGCUACCCAUGCAGCGGACGAGUCGCAACCGAAAGUCGGAUGACGAAGCUGGUAUGAUAACGAUGCAGUGACCACGACAUCAUCACGCACACGAGCACAUACCUAGUGGCCGAAGAAGCUAGACAACUUAGGUCAGUGACUCCGCAUAAGGACACAGGAACGACAUGCACGUGUGAUAUGCAUGACUUGGCAUCAUUGAUGGGAUGCAUGCAUAUCAUGCGUGUCAAACGUGUUACGACAUGUUCGUUAUGUUCAUCAUGUCAUGCCAUAAGAUGCAUUUCGUGUCAACAUGACAUGUCGCGCAAGUUAUUCACGCCAUUCAUGUCACUUCAUGUAUGCCAUUUAUGCUACUGAUAUUAUGAUACACAUUACGUGCUAUGUGUGAAUGUCACGUGCUGACAUGCGUGUAGUGUAAUUUUUGUCAUCCGUGCCAUUCUUGGUAAGACACGUUUUUCAUAUCAUUGAUGUCAGGCCUGUAUGUCAUGCCUAUCCUGAUAUAUAUCCAGUAUUUCAUGACGUGUAUUUCCUUCGUGUCAUGCUAUACAAGCAUUUCAUGCCAUGCAUUUCCGGAUUUAUGUCCAGAGAAAGAAACGACCACACGAGCACGAUGCCAUUUCUGUCAUGACUUGUUAUUCAAGACAUGUACGUUCUGAUUGCUAUGCAGUUAAAGAAAUGACCAGGGUGACAACAAGACGUGAGAGUUCAGACAGACAGACAGACAGACAGACAGACACAGACAGACAGACAGACAGACAGACAGACAGACAGACAGACAGACAGACAGACAGACAGACAGACAGACAGACAGACAGACAGACAGACAGACAGACAGA